This is a messenger RNA of Rhinolophus ferrumequinum (greater horseshoe bat), 1558 nucleotides long. It is a transcript of the gene LAT, whose product is annotated as linker for activation of T cells. Gene Ontology annotation, cellular component: membrane. The transcript is spliced from 12 exons. The record is from RefSeq and is a predicted model, not a curated record. Lineage: Eukaryota; Metazoa; Chordata; Mammalia; Chiroptera; Rhinolophidae. Gene Ontology annotation, biological process: signal transduction. The coding region runs from base 468 to 1250 and encodes 260 amino acids.
GCCCCUUGGCCGGCUGGCUCGGGCGAUGGGGUGGGCACUGCCCCGUGCCCCUCCGAAUUCCCGGUGCCAGCCUCCCUCCGUGCUGCGUCCGUGGCUGGCCUGCAGCUGUCUCAUUCUCUCCCACUGGCAGGCGGGCAGGCGCGGAGGAGAGGCAGGCGCGGAGCCGGGGGGCAGGUAGGCCUGGGCGCGGGGUCCACACCAGUGGCUGGUGCCCCAGACUCCAGCCUAGGCCCUGGCCUGACCACCCUGGGAUCCAGGGUCUUCCAGAGCCAGCGCUGACCCCCACUCAGCCCAGUGAGGCAAGGGGAUCCGGGGAGCCCUCGAGGAGGGUGCGGCUGCCCCCUCAUCAGGCUCCUAGCCGGGUGUGCUGGGCCCGGCACCCCUGCUAGCUCAGCUCUGCCCCUGCUGGAGCUCUGCCCUGGAGGGCGUUCGGCCAGCAGCCAGGCCUGGUCCCAGCUCUCCUGCAGAUGGAGGCGGCCGUCCUGCUCUCCUUGGUGCUGGGCCCCCUGCUGCUGCCUCUCUUGGCUGUGCUGCUGAUGGCACUCUGUGUGCGUUGCCGAGAACUGCCAGACUCAUAUGACAGUGUACCGUCGGAUAGUUUGACCCCAAGUAGCAUCAUGAUCAAACGGCCUCCCACGCUCGCCCCCUGGCCACCAGCCACUUCUUACCCACCUGUUACGUCCUAUCCACCCCUGAGCCAGCCAGACCUACUCCCCAUCCCGAGAUCCCCACAGCCCCCAGGGGGUUCCCACCGCAUGCCAUCUUCCCGGCAGGACUCAGAUGGCGCCAACAGUGUGGCAAGCUAUGAAAACGAGGGUGCGUCAGGGACCCUCGGUGCCCUGGCUGGGGGCGGGGGGCCUGCCCCAGGCUCUGCUGACCUCUGUGUCAUUACCACAGAGCCCGUCUGUGAGGAUGACGAUGAAGACGAGGACGAGGAAGAUUAUCACAACGAGGGCUACUUGGAGGUGCUUCCUGAUACGGCCCCGGCCACUGGCACCGCUGUCCCAGCAGCUCCGGUGCCCAGCAACCCCGGCCUCCGAGACAGCGCCUUCUCCAUGGAGUCGGGGGAAGAUUAUGUGAACUAUCCUGAGAGUGAGGGGAGUGCACAAGCAUCUCUAGAUGGGAGCCGGGAGUACGUGAACGUGUCCCAGGAACUGCAGCCCACGUCAAGGACCAAGACUGCUGCCUUGAGUUCCCAGGAGGCAGAGGAUGAGGAAGAAGAGGCUGCUCCAGAUUACGAGAACCUGUAGGAGCUGCUCUGAGGACCUGCAUGAGGCAAGCCUGCCCAGGAACCAGCCUUGCCUGGGAGUCCUGAGCUGGGCAGCAAGCGGUGCCUCUGGGGGCCCACUUGGCACCCUGCCCUGGCUCCAACCUAACAACCUGAGAACUUUCCCCCUAACUUAUUGUUACUUUGGGGUCCAGUCUGUGUACCCCCAACACUCUGCACCUUCUGACACAGCCUGAGAAUGAACUGCCCUGGCCCCAGCCCUACUCUGUAAUAGAAUAAAGGCUGGUGUGGUCUGUAGUGCUUUUGGCUUUGGAGGAAGGCAGGCUGUGG